GACAACCGGACCGCGCUGCACUGGGCCUGCUCGGCGGGACACACGGACGUCGCCGACCUCCUCCUCGGUCUCGGCGUGCCCGUCAACGACAAGGACGAUGCUGGCUGGACGCCCUUACAUAUCGCCGCCUCGGCAGGCCGCGAUGAAAUUGUGAAAGCCCUCAUUGCCAAGGGUGCUCAUGUGAACGCUGUCAAUCAGAAUGGCUGCACGCCUCUGCAUUAUGCAGCCUCCAAAAAUAAGCAAGAGAUUGCAGUCAUGCUUUUAGAGAACGGGGCUGAUCCGGACGCAACAGAUCAUUUUGAAUCCACCCCGUUACACAGAGCAGCAGCCAAAGGAAACCUAAAAAUGGUACAGAUCCUUCUGCAGCACAAUGCAUCUGUUAAUAUACAGGACUCCGAAGGGAAUACUCCUCUUCAUUUAGCCUGUGAUGAAGAGAGAGUGGAGGAAGCAAAGCUGCUGGUGUCUCACGGUGCGAGUAUUCACAUUGAGAAUAAAGAAGAACUGACCCCACUGAAAGUGGCAAAAGGUGGCCUGGGAGCCAUACUUAAAAGAAUGGUGGAAGGCUAGUGGGAACUUCUGCCUUGACUCUCUUUCCUGUUGCACUUGUAUAUAAGACUGCCAACUUCAUAUUUUGAUGGUUCAACUAGGAUGUCGUGUAUGGGCAUCACCAUGGUAAUAAAAUAUGUAUCUCUAGCUUUCCUUCAAGUACAGUGCCAAAACAAUUGUUUGUACUUCCUGUUAAUUAAACAGUCGACUGAUUUUAAAGUAUUUUUCAGUAUCUUGCAGUUUUGUUUUGGUUUACAGUGUGAUCUGUGUAAAUGCAGUCAUUCCUUCUAUUUCAGAACCUAGUUUAGGAUUGUUUCUUUGAAGCAACAGGACCAAAAAUGUUUUAACCGUUUAAAGUCAAUUUUAUUUUGGAAGUUUAUUCUAGAGUCUCUGUUUUUUCCCUU
Antrostomus carolinensis (chuck-will's-widow) is the source of this 950-nucleotide messenger RNA. RefSeq names its product proteasome 26S subunit, non-ATPase 10 (gene PSMD10). Gene Ontology annotation, molecular function: protein binding. The annotation marks the transcript as partial. NCBI's taxonomy places the organism in Eukaryota, Metazoa, Chordata, Aves, Caprimulgiformes, Caprimulgidae. The transcript is spliced from 4 exons. The record is from RefSeq and is a predicted model, not a curated record.